Lycium barbarum (goji berry) is the source of this 1386-nucleotide messenger RNA. RefSeq names its product phosphoglycerate mutase-like protein AT74. Lineage: Eukaryota; Viridiplantae; Streptophyta; Magnoliopsida; Solanales; Solanaceae. The record is from RefSeq and is a predicted model, not a curated record. The coding region runs from base 687 to 1274 and encodes 195 amino acids. The transcript has 2 exons. Gene Ontology annotation, molecular function: phosphatase activity.
UUCUUCCUUCGAAUAACAAAAAACACAGCAUGCUACAGCUAUAAUGGUUGCUAAUUUUCUAUUCAUGCACGGACCAUAUGCUCUUCCAUUCAACAAACAAAAACUGUAAUGAUGCGGCAGUUAUACAUGCUGGUUAUCAUUUGUUUUGAUAAAAGGACAAUUAACCUAUGCACGCUGAUCGCAUCUAUUUCCUAUAUAUAUAGACACAUAUUUCCACUGGUAUAAUAGAACACAUCGACGUUGAACUUUCAGCAGCACCUACGCAGCAGGUAUGCUUUCCUUAUUAGCCGUCAUGUUUUCUUCAUUGCAGUAUUACUUUUUCAUAACUUUUUGAUUUGCUGCUCUUGAGGCGAGGGUCUCUCUGAAAUAGCCUCUCUACCUCCACGAGGUAGGGGUUAGAUCUGCGCAGACCUAACUUGUGGAAUUACAUUGAGUAUGCUGUUGACUGCCUCAUUUGUUUUGUAUCUGCUUUAAUUUUUUGCUAUUUCUUUUCUCACAAUUGUGCGCCUGUUACUUGUCUUUUGAGCUAAGGGUCUAUCAGAAACAACCUCUCUACCUCACAAAAGGUAGGGUAAGGUCUACAUACAUUUUACCCUCCCUACACCCUACUUGUGGGAUCUACUGGAUUUCUUGUUGUUAUAUAUUGUUGUUGUUGACGUUGAACUUUCAGCAAAUUCCAGAGAGAAAUGGGAAACGCGAACACCGGAACUAAAGAGAGGCGGAUGCCAAAGAGGAUCAUACUGGUGCGGCAUGGUGAAAGUGAGGGUAACGUAGACAAAAAUGUCUACGCCACCGUACCUGACCAUAAAGUCCAGCUCACAAAGAAAGGCAAAGAGCAAGCAAAGAAAGCUGGGGAACUUAUACGCGGCGUGGUUGGAAACAACAACUGCAAGGUGUAUUUCUAUAAUACAGGCUUCGUGGAAUCACUAUGGAGGGAUAUAGACAUGGACAAAAUUCCUCACAGUGCCAACGACAACCUAAAUAUUGUUAUAAUAAGUCACGGACCUACCGUUGGAGUUUUGCUCGUGAGAUUCUUCAGAUGGACAGCAGAACAAGUGGAAAACCUAACAAGUCCAAAAAAUGCUGUGGUUCGAAUAAUGGAGUUAGGACAUGAGGGUGAGUAUACUCUUGCAUUAUAUCAUGAUGAUCAAACAUUAGAAAAAUGGGGGUUGUCCCCUGAAAUGAUUGUUGAUCAAAAGCAGAGGGCAUUUGGUCAUAAGGUUGACCUUGACAAGUGCUUCUUCACUAGUUACUUUGAGAAAAAUAACGUGUAACCAAUAAAUCAAUAUUUAUCACGCUGCUUUUCAUUUGACUGCGUGUUUUGUAUGAUUGUAUGGUGUAAUACCAUUGGACCUAUUUUAGUUUUAAUUGGCUUGUUCAAUAAAA